Molecule: messenger RNA, 1890 nt
Organism: Cylas formicarius (sweet potato weevil)
Lineage: Eukaryota; Metazoa; Arthropoda; Insecta; Coleoptera; Brentidae
Product: probable methylmalonate-semialdehyde dehydrogenase [acylating], mitochondrial
Exons: 6
Coding region: 258-1811 (517 amino acids)
Biological process (GO): L-valine catabolic process; thymine catabolic process
Cellular component (GO): mitochondrion
Molecular function (GO): malonate-semialdehyde dehydrogenase (acetylating, [NAD(P)+]) activity; methylmalonate-semialdehyde dehydrogenase (acylating, NAD+) activity
Source: RefSeq, a predicted model, not a curated record
AUUGUUCAUGACGAAGUUGUUUCAACGAUACGUAUCUAAGACUGCGUUGUUGUUUAAAGUUAUAGCAAACGCCGACUCUAUCAGCUGUUUUAGAUGAUGACUGUACAACAAUCGCAGUAAACAAUUUAAUUCGAAAAAUAGAAGGUAGGGGGCAAGCGACGUUAUCAAUUUUUAAUACCAAAUUUACGUAUCAGUACGACUGGAGAAGCAUUUUGUAGCCCGUUUGUUGUACCUAUCUAGCAUAGGACUAUCGCAAAAUGAUCCGAUCUGUUACUUCCCCCUUAGCAGCCGUUCUUAAGAGGAGUUACUCAAAUGUUGCGCCUACCACAAAAUUAUUUAUCGAUGGGGAAUUCGUCGACUCAAAAGCGACGGAAUGGGUGGAUCUGCACGAUCCAGCUACCAACAACCUAAUCACCAGAAUACCGCUAACUACUCGAGAAGAGAUGGAAGCCGCCGUGGAGUCGGCCAAAAAGGCAUAUCAUUCCUGGAAAAAUACGUCGGUACUGACUAGGCAGCAGCUGAUGUUGAAAUUUCAAGCGGCGAUAAGAAGAGAUAUGAAGAAAAUAGCGGCCAACAUCACAUUGGAGCAAGGAAAAACGCUAGCAGAUGCCGACGGAGACGUUAUGCGAGGAAUACAGGUUGUCGACCAUGCUUGUGCUGCCGGAACCCUUCUUCAAGGCGAAUCUUUGCAAAGCAUUUCCAAAGACAUGGACAUUGUCUCCUACAAAGUUCCACUGGGAGUCACGGCGGGUAUUAGUCCUUUUAAUUUUCCGGCCAUGGUGCCCUUAUGGAUGGUGCCGAUGGCGCUCAUAGCCGGAAACACCAUCAUCAUUAAACCAUCUGAAAGAGAUCCCGGAGCAACCAUUUUGCUCAUGGAACUGUUGAAUGAAGUCGGAUGUCCUCCGGGUGUUGUAAACGUAAUUCACGGAACCCACGACGCAGUCAACUUCAUUUGCGACCACAAAGACAUCAAAGCCAUAAGUUUCGUAGGUGGAGAUAAAGCCGGGAAGCAUAUCUACCAGAGAGGAGCAGCGAGUGGGAAACGUAUCCAGUCAAAUAUGGGCGCAAAGAACCACGCCAUAGUCUUGUCGGACGCAGAUAAAAAUUCAGCAUUGGAUCAAAUUGUUGGGGCCGCGUUUGGGGCAGCUGGACAAAGGUGUAUGGCUUUAAGUGUGGUUAUUUUGGUGGGCGAGAGUCAAAAAUGGAUACCGGAUUUAGUUGAGAAAGCGAAAAGGUUGAAAGUGAGCGCCGGUCACGAACCUGGCACCGAUGUCGGCCCUGUGAUUUCACCCCAAGCUAAAGCGAAAAUUUUGCACCUAAUCGAACAAGGAAUAAAGCAGGGUGCCAAAUGCCCAUUGGACGGACGUAACAUCAGAGUGGAAAAAUACCCCAACGGUAACUUCGUCGGGCCUACAAUCCUAACGAACGUCCUACGUACCAACGAUUGCUACAAAGAAGAAAUCUUCGGCCCGGUGUUGUCGGUGAUGUCGGCCGAUAACCUCGAAGACGCGAUAGAAAUCAUAAACUCAAAUCCGUACGGAAACGGGACCGCGAUUUUCACGACAAGCGGCAACUUUGCGAGACAGUUUGUCAACGAAGUCGACGCGGGACAAGUGGGAGUGAACGUGCCCAUUCCGGUGCCAUUGCCGAUGUUUAGCUUUACGGGAUCCAGGGGUAGUUUCCACGGCGAUUUGCACUUUUACGGAAAGCAGGGUUUGAAUUUUUACACGGAAACGAAAACGAUCACGUCGCUCUGGAGAAAGGGACAAGUUGCUAGUCGGCCGUCGGUUGCAAUGCCUGUUCAUAAUUAAACUAAUUCGCAAAGAUAGUUAGUUGUUAUCCUAUUAUACAAAAUUGCAUAUUUGGUUUGCAAAUAUAUUUGUUACUCUC